AUGGCAAGGGCCCGCUUGGAACUUGGGUGGUCUGUGAAGGUCAGCUCGCGCCGACCUCGGCUCCUCCGGAGCUUCGGUUUCUCCGGAACCUCGGCCUGCGCUGUCGCCCUCUCUCGCAGCCGAACGCCGACACCGCGGCAAAGCUCGCGCGGUGCGUCGGCCAUGGCGUGCGCGACAAAUGGAACGCCCGGCCUGGUGCCCGCGGUGGCAGCGGCGUCCGCGCUGGCGAAGCACGGGAUUAGCAUCGCGCCCAUCGAACCGCUGGGCGCCAGAGUCACUGGCCUGGAUCUCCGGACAACGCCGCCGGAGGAGGUGCUGAACAUUUUGGAGCAGGAGAUGGCAAACCGGGGCUUCCUGGUCUUUGGGGACCAGGGCGUGCUGAGUGGGGACGAGCAAGUGCACGCUAGCAAGCUCUGGGGCGCACGUGAGAUGCACAGCACCCACGGAGUUCAUCCCAAGGCUCCCAACCGCCACAUCUUCCGCUUGAGCAACGACCCCUCGGUGGGCAUCACAGGGGUGGGGCCCCAGUGGCACAAUGACGGGUCCUUUGAAGUCGCCGUGUUCUCCCAUGUCGGGUACCACAUCAUCCGAGUGCCGGAGCAUGGGGGCGACACCCAAUUCGUCCACCAAGGUGCAGCCUUUGACUCACUGCCCAAGGAGAAGCAAGAGUACUGGUCGCGGCUGGUGUCCGUCAAUGCCACCAGCGGGGUGUUGCAUCCCAUGGUCCAUGAUCACCCCAUCUCUGGAAGGCGCUCGGUGUAUUUGCACCUGGGCAUGACCGGUGGCAUCCUGGAGAAGUCUGGCGAAGGCUUCCGACUUUUGGAGGAGCAGGAGCUGCUGGACGUGUUCCGCAGCUACAACGCCCUUCUGAAUGCCGGCUCUGAGAAGGGCUACGGCAUCAGCUACCCCUACCACGAGGGCGACUGCAUCUUCAUUGACAACUUGGCGAUUGCGCACCGCGCGGCGCCGGAAGCUCACUUGGACCAGAGGAAGCAGGGCCUACGCAUACUUCACAGGACCACGGUGAAGUCGCCGCGGGAGUUCCUGCCGCCGUUCGGUCUGCCGGCUGUGGCCACCCAGCAGCUGCUGGAGAAGGCGGACAGAGGUCAGGGCGUCUUCGUGGCCGGCGGCCUCGGCUUCAGAUGGGAUCCGGACAUCCACAUGCAGAACUAG
Messenger RNA from Effrenium voratum, 1173 nucleotides. Lineage: Eukaryota; Dinophyceae; Suessiales; Symbiodiniaceae. The record is from the annotation of a GenBank genome assembly.